Messenger RNA from Fusarium musae, 1146 nucleotides. RefSeq names its product Cell differentiation protein rcd1 (gene RCD1). The transcript has 3 exons. Gene Ontology annotation, biological process: negative regulation of translation; mRNA catabolic process. Lineage: Eukaryota; Fungi; Ascomycota; Sordariomycetes; Hypocreales; Nectriaceae. The record is from RefSeq and is a predicted model, not a curated record. The coding region runs from base 1 to 1146 and encodes 381 amino acids. Gene Ontology annotation, cellular component: CCR4-NOT complex; P-body; CCR4-NOT core complex.
AUGAUGCCAGCGGCGCACGUCUACGGACACCACCAAUUCAACCCUCAGGGAGGAGACUCGGCAUGGAUGCACCAGCAGCCUGGCGCGCAUCACGCCCAUACCCAGCAGCAACAACAACAGGUGGCCGCUGCAGCCGCCGCCGCCGUUCAGCAGCAGCAGCAGCAGCAGCAGCAGCACUUCAACCGUCUUGCUGGCGCGGGUCAACUCCCCGGCCACGGUCAGGAUGCCGAUCACAGCAAUGUCUCGGAGGACAACCGGCGUACCAUGGCCUUCAUCGCCGAUCUUCUCAACGAGAACACUCGGGAGGCUGCUUUGUUGGAACUUAGUAAGAAGCGCGAACAGGUCCCUGAGUUGGCCCUCAUAUUGUGGCAUUCAUUCGGUGUCAUGACCUCCCUCCUCCAAGAGAUCAUUUCAGUCUAUACUCUUCUUAACCCAUCUCAGCUUACUGCAGCUGCCUCGAACAGAGUGUGCAAUGCUCUUGCCCUCCUCCAAUGCGUAGCUUCUCACAAUGAUACAAGGACCCUGUUCCUCAAUGGUGCGUAUAUCGUGGCUCAAAUUCAGGUGUCACAUGGCUCACAAUCUAUAGCACACAUUCCUCUGUUCCUCUACCCCUUUCUUAACACCACUUCCAAAUCUCGGCCUUUCGAGUACCUCCGGCUUACGAGCCUGGGUGUUAUCGGUGCGCUCGUCAAGAAUGACUCGUCCGAAGUCAUCAACUUCCUCUUGACCACGGAGAUUAUUCCUCUCUGCUUGCGCAUCAUGGAGACAGGUUCGGAACUUAGCAAGACCGUAGCCAUCUUCAUCGUUCAGAAGAUCCUUUUGGACGACAACGGCCUGAACUACAUCUGUGCCACAUACGAGCGUUUCUAUGCUGUUGGUACGGUCCUCAGCAACAUGGUUGCUCAACUUGUCGAGUCACAGACCGCUCGUCUCCUUAAGCACGUUGUCAGGUGCUUCCUUCGCUUGAGUGACAACGCUCGCGCUCGUGAGGCUCUGCGACAGUGCCUUCCUGAGCCACUCCGUGAUGCCACUUUCUCGUCCGUUCUCCGUGAUGACGCAGCGACUAAGCGAUGCCUUGCCCAGCUGCUUAUCAACCUAUCGGACAACGUCGCGGAUCCUAACUCUGGUGGUGUGUCCAGCAUGUAA